Messenger RNA from Poecilia latipinna (sailfin molly), 7723 nucleotides. It is a transcript of the gene ptprdb, whose product is annotated as protein tyrosine phosphatase receptor type Db. Lineage: Eukaryota; Metazoa; Chordata; Actinopteri; Cyprinodontiformes; Poeciliidae. The coding region runs from base 1544 to 6799 and encodes 1751 amino acids. The transcript is spliced from 36 exons. The record is from RefSeq and is a predicted model, not a curated record. Gene Ontology annotation, molecular function: protein binding; protein tyrosine phosphatase activity. Gene Ontology annotation, biological process: protein dephosphorylation.
GUGGCCUAAUUCCUUUGCAACCCCUGCUUCCAACUUGUCUUGCAGAUCUGAAUAGCAGCCCUUGGUGGGUUCAUGAAUGUGGGGGGUUAUAUACUCUGCUCUAUUGACAAAACUUGCCAAACUGCUUCAGAUCUGCAGGAGGUACAAGAGGAGUAAUUGGAGUUGAGCAAUAAAUAACAUCAUUAAUGCUGUAACUGUCACCGACUCUCUUCUCAUCUGCCAUCCUCGCCUCAUAUUUUCCCACCUCACCCUCGGUGUUCAGUCCUUAACAGAGACAUUCAUCACUUCCAUCAUGUUUCCUCUUUGUAUCCAUCAGUUUAAAACCCCUUACCAUUCCGACUGUCACCCGCACACCAUUUUCUGCGCAACUUGCUGUGUAUGAGUACGGUUGGCGAGUUUGGGUAUGCCUUCACUGUAUGGACAAAACAGGAUACAACUAAAAGAGCGACAAACAAAACGGCUUUAAGCAUUUAGUGAUAUGUUGCAUUCAAAACAUGCAGGUUUUGUAAUGCCUUUACGUCAACAAAACAGUUGUGUUUGGUAUUUUGCUUGUAGUCGUUUUAGUUCUUAGUAGCAUUAGGGCACAGUGUGUUUUCUCAUUAAUAAGGCCUUCACUUCCUCGACGCAGUGAUCUGGGGUUCAGCUCCAAACCUCAGGAUCAUGCAGUGCCAUGUUUUUCUUUCUCUGGCCCCUUAGCUGUGAACUGAUGUCACUGAUAGUAAAGGCAAGCAUGUCUGGAGGUCUGCUAAGGUUGUUUUGGUAUUAUUGUCAUUGUAUAGAGACUUCUACAUUAGUCAAAAGAACGAAGAAAAAAAAAACAGGGUAAAUUUAAAGCAGCUCUCAGUCCAUUUUUAGUACACAGAGUCCAAAUAUUUUAGCCAUGAAUCUGGAUUUUCAUUCUCCGGAAUGGGAAGGGGUUAACUUCAUGAAAUCUUCAGCAUGUUAAAUGUUUUCGAUAGAGCAUGGAGUGUUUACUAGCUUGAUUUAUUUCUGCAUUGCAUAGUUUGAGGUGACAAAGAAAAGGAUUGUUACAUCUUUUUAAGUUUGUUUCCUCUUUUUUAUGACUCGAUUAUUUUCUCAGUUUUUUUUGUUUUGUUUUUUACAAGAGUCUUGACCCAAUCUUGAACCGGUGUGUCCUUCUACCUUGUCUAUAUUUGCCCAAUCAAACGUCUCUGUUUUGUUUUCCGUCCCAGCUGUUAUUCACUCUGCCUGAAGAGUCCAGAUGGCAAAGACUCAGACACACAUUAGUGUAUUCACACAUCAGCGCGCACACGCGCACACACACACACACACACACACACACACACACACACACAUCUUCAUGGCUUUUUACCAUCACCUCCCUUCUUCUCCUCCAUUAUGAAAAUAAAAAGCCCCAAACGACCACUUUUUUGAUAAAGUUUUUUCUGGGCGCUUUUUUUUGCCUUUCCACACCAUCUUUAAAAGAACCUCUGGUUGACUUUUUUUUUGACGGUUUUUCUAUUUUCAGGGAGCGAGAAAGCAUCGGUCCCUUCCCAAGGCUUUGCGUGCCCUACAGAUAGAGAUGAGUGAGGAAUUGGACCAGGGGAAGUAUGAGUGUGUUGCCACCAACAGCUUUGGGACACGCUACUCCACUCCAGCAAACCUGUAUGUCAGAGAGCUGCGAGAAGUACGUCGCGUCCCCCCUCGCUUCUCCAUUCCCCCGGCCGACAGCGAAAUCAUGCCUGGGGGGAACGUCAAUAUCACCUGCGUGGCGGUCGGCUCGCCCAUGCCGUACGUGAAGUGGAUGCUGGGAGCGGAAGACUUGACGCCCGAGGACGACAUGCCCAUUGGACGCAACGUCCUGGAGCUGACUGACGUGCGCCAGUCCAACAACUACACCUGCGUUGCCAUGUCCACGCUCGGUGUGAUCGAGGCGAUGGCGCAGAUUAUUGUGAAAGCCCUGCCAAAGGCUCCUGGUGCUCCUGUGGUGACGGAGAGAACUGCAACUAGCAUUACUCUCACCUGGGAUUCUGGAAACCCCGAACCAGUCUCCUACUACAUCAUCCAGCAUCGCGCCAAGGGUUCAGACGACCCUUACAAAGGGAUAGACGGCAUUGCCACAACGCGUUACAGCGUUGGCGGCCUCAGCCCGUACUCUCACUACGAUUUCCGGGUCGCAGCCGUCAACACCAUUGGCCAGGGUCCGUCCAGCGAGGUGGUGGAGGCUCGUACAGCGGAGCAGGCUCCCUCAUCGCCUCCUCGGCAGGUCAUAGGUCGGAUGCUGAGUGCUACAACAGCAAUGAUUCAUUGGGACGAGCCGGAGGAACCCAACGGUCAGGUGGUCGGUUACAGGGUGUACUACACCUCAGACAACACACUCCCAGUCAACCAGUGGGAGAAGCAGAUGGUCCGAGGCACCAAUUUCAUCACCAUCCAGGAUCUGACUCCUAACAAGACCUAUUACAUCCGAGUGUUGGCGUUUACCUCUGUAGGAGAUGGACCUUUGUCACAGGAUCUCCAAAUUAUAGCCAAGACUGGAGUUCCAUCUCAACCAUUGGACUUCAAGGGGGAAGCCAAGUCUGAGACCAGUAUCCUGUUGUCCUGGGUGGCCCCCUCGACCCAGGGCGGCCCAGACAGCCAAAUCACUGGAUACGAACUGGUGUAUCGAAGGGUCGACGACACUGAAGAGAGGAAAGUGAGCUUCGAGCCAGCCACCUCCUACUUGCUGAAGAACCUGAAGCCCUUCUCCACCUACACCUUCCAGCUGGCCGCCAAGAGCAAAAAUGGGAUUGGAGCGUACACCAACGAAGUGUCCAUUGACACUCCACAGACACUUCCUUCAGCACCUCCUCAGGACAUCACAUGCACCAGUCCCAGUUCUACCAGCAUCUUGGUAAGUUGGGCUCCACCACCCCUGGAGUUUCAGAACGGCGUCAUAACGGGAUACUCCAUCCAGUAUUCCACAAUGGAGGGCAACAAAACGUCCAAAAGAGUUGACGGGAUUCCUCCGGGAAGUUCUCCGUAUCUCCUGGAAAAUCUUGAGAAAUGGACCGAGUAUGGCUUAACUGUUCGAGCGCUCACGGAGGCUGGAGAAGGACCGGAAAGCUUACAGCUGCUUGUCCGCACUGAGGAAGAUGUUCCAAGUGGUCCUCCACGAGGGGUUGAAGCAGAGACAGUGAAUGCCUCGGCCAUUAGGGUGAAGUGGCGAGCUCCGGCACCUGAGCUGCAACAUGGACAGGUCCGUGGCUACCAAGUCCACUAUGUGCGGACAAACUAUGGCGAACCACAAGGUCAAUCCCUCAUCAAAGACAUCCUCAUAGAUGACUCACAGUGGGAAUAUGGGAACUCAGCAGAAUAUGAGAUUGUGCUCGGAGACCUGAAAGCAGACACAGCCUACUCUGUGUCAGUGGGAGCUUACACCGCAAAGGGUGACGGUGCUCGCAGCAAAGCUGUUACUGCAUGCACUGCCUUGCCUUUUCCUGAGAAACCUAGACUGCUGGUUAGUGCAACUAAAUUAGGUACUGCUCUUCUGCAGUGGUAUCCCCCUCCCAACCCACCAACCCCUUUGCUGGGAUACCGACUCACCUUCGGCCGCUUGGAUGUUCUUCCCUUUACGGUGGUGGAGUUCCCCACUAAAGAAACCCAUUACACUGCUCUGGAUAUCCACAAGGGAGCUAACUAUGUGUUCAGACUCUCUGCCCGAAACAAAAUGGGCUACGGAGAGGAGUCUGUCAAGGAGGUGACCACUCCAGAAGACGUUCCGACUGGAUACCCAGAAAAUAUCAUUCUGGAGGAGGCCUCUGCUACCUACCUCAAACUGACAUGGAAAUCAGUCCCUCUGAUAGAGCAAAAUGGAAAAAUUACAAAGUACUCUGUGCUGUAUAAGGACAUAAAUAGUCGGGGGAACGCUACGGAGGUGGUGGUGCCCACUCCUGGGUCGAGUGUGUUGCUGGAGGGUCUUAGUGCCGAUACUGUGUAUGAUGUCAGGGUGUGUGCGUUCACAGUUGUCGGUCCUGGGCCGUACAGCCCCAGGAUCCAGUUCAGGACGCAACGGCUUGACCAAGUUUUUGCCACCAACUUCAGAGUGAAGGCAGCCAUGAAGAACUCUGUUCUGCUUUCUUGGGAGAUCCGGGACAAGAACCCUGCCCAGCCGUUUACUAUUCUGUAUGGAAAAGGCCUGUCUGUGGAAGUGGACGGCAAACAGACUCAGAAGCUCAUAACUGGCCUGGAUCCGGACACCCAGUACUCUUUCCUGCUCACAAACCGGGCCAACAGCGCUGGCGGGCUGCAGCACCGCGUCACUGCCACAACCGCCCCAGACAUCCUGAAAAGCAAACCCCUUAUUGUGGGAAAGACAAAUGCGGAUGGAAUGGUGACUGUGCAGCUGCCAACUGUGCAGACGACAGCAAAAGUCAGGGGUUAUUAUGUGGUGGUGGUGCCACUGAAGAAGCAGAGAGGAGGAAAGUUUCUAAAUCCCUGGGACGAUCCUGAUCAGAUGAAUCUGGACGAGCUCCUCCGAGAGAUCAACAGGACAAGCGUCAGCCGGGCCCUUCGCAUCCGCAGGCAGGCUAGCCAGUCAGAGCCCAGAGCCUAUGUCACGGCUCACUUUAAGACCCUCCCACUGGAGUUCACUUUAGGCGACAGCCGAAACUACGGCGACUUCCGCAACCGUCCUCUGCAGGGUGGGCAGGAGUAUGUCUUCUUUGUCCUUGCUCUCCUGGAUCUCUCAGAAAACACAAUGUUCUCAACCAGCCCCUAUUCUGAUCCGGUGACCGCAUCGGACGUGGAUCCCCAGCCGAUUGUUGACGAGGAGGAGGGUCUGCUGUGGGUCGUGGGCCCUGUGCUGGCUGUCAUCUUCAUUGUCUGUAUCGUCAUCGCCAUUCUUCUAUUUAAGAGCAAACCUGACAGGAAAAGAGCCGAGGCCGAGGGAAGGAAGGGCAGUUUUCCCUGCAGCAAAGCCAUGUCCUCCCACCAUCCCACAGAUCCUGUGGAGCUGCGGAGGAUCAACUUCCAGACUCCAGCUUAUCGUGUAUCAGUCUACCGUGGUUAUCGCCGUUUGUCAAGCAUGGCAAGUCACCCGCCCGUCCCCAUCUCUGAGCUGGCAGAUCACAUUGAGCGCCUCAAGGCAAAUGACAAUCUCAAGUUCUCUCAAGAGUACGAGUCCAUAGACCCAUCUCAGCAGUUCACAUGGGAGAACUCUAACUUGGAGGUCAACAAACCAAAGAACCGCUACGCUAACGUCAUUGCAUAUGAUCACUCGAGGGUCAUACUCUCCAGCAUUGAUGGUGUCCCUGGCAGUGACUAUAUUAAUGCGAACUACAUUGAUGGCUACCGCCGUCAAAAUGCCUACAUAGCCACUCAAGGCCCUCUUCCGGAGACCUUUGGGGACUUCUGGAGGAUGGUCUGGGAGCAGCACACAGCCAACAUCGUCAUGAUGACCAAGCUGGAGGAGAAGUCACGGAUGCCCUCUUAUUUCUUCUCUAAGGUGAAAUGUGAUCAGUACUGGCCAACACGUGGCACAGAGACCUACGGUCUCAUCCAGGUCACUCUGCUGGACACAGUGGAGCUGGCCACCUACUCUAUGAGGACCUUCGCGCUUUACAAGAGCGGCUCUAAUGAGAAGCGUGAGGUUCGUCACUUCCAGUUCACAGCCUGGCCGGACCACGGGGUCCCCGAACAUCCCACCCCGUUCCUGGCUUUCCUUCGCCGGGUCAAAGCCUGCAACCCCCCAGACGCUGGACCAAUGAUUGUGCAUUGCAGCGCCGGUGUGGGCCGAACCGGCUGCUUCAUCGUCAUCGACGGCAUGACAGAGCGCAUCAAGCACGAGAAGACUGUCGACAUUUACGGCCACGUCACGCUGAUGCGCUCUCAGAGGAACUACAUGGUCCAGACGGAAGACCAGUACAUCUUCAUCCACGAUGCUUUGCUGGAGGCCGUGACGUGCGGGAACACCGAGGUCCCCGCCAGAAAUCUGUACUCCUACAUCCAGAGGCUGACACAAAUUGAGCCGGGAGAGAACGUCACUGGCAUGGAGGUGGAGUUCAAGCGUCUGGCCAGUGCCAAGGCCCAUACGUCUCGGUUUGUGAGUGCCAAUCUGCCAUGCAACAAGUUCAAGAAUCGACUGGUGAACAUUAUGCCCUAUGAGACGACGCGCGUGUGUCUGCAGCCAAUCAGAGGGGUGGAAGGGUCCGACUACAUCAACGCCAGCUUCAUUGAUGGAUACAGGCAACAACGGGCCUACAUAGCAACCCAAGGCCCGCUGGCUGAGACCACAGAGGACUACUGGAGAAUGCUGUGGGAACACAACUCCACUAUAGUUGUCAUGCUGACCAAACUGAGAGAAAUGGGACGGGAGAAGUGUCACCAGUACUGGCCAGCAGAGAGAUCAGCCAGGUACCAGUACUUUGUGGUUGAUCCCAUGGCUGAAUAUAACAUGCCUCAGUACAUCCUCCGAGAGUUCAAAGUGACUGAUGCCCGAGACGGCCAAUCAAGGACGGUUCGUCAGUUCCAGUUUACCGAUUGGCCAGAACAAGGAGUGCCAAAAUCGGGAGAAGGAUUCAUUGAUUUUAUUGGCCAAGUUCACAAAACUAAAGAACAGUUUGGUCAGGAUGGGCCAAUUACUGUGCACUGCAGCGCUGGAGUCGGGAGGACCGGUGUGUUCAUCACCCUGAGCAUCGUCCUGGAGAGGAUGAGGUAUGAAGGGGUGGUGGACAUCUUCCAAACGGUCAAGAUGCUGCGCACACAGAGACCUGCCACCGUUCAAACAGAGGAUCAGUACCAGUUCUGCUACCGGGCCAGUCUCGAGUACCUGGGAAGCUUCGAUCACUAUGCAACAUAAACACAGUUGCUGUCUAGUCUCGCCCCAUUCAGCCGACUGCUCCCUUUUUGUAGUGUCACACACAACCUGAAUACACGCACUUGGCUGGAAUGUGUGCGUGAAGAUUUCGCCACCACCUACAGAGUCUAAACGGGGGUGGCGGACCACCGGCUUAUCCCCCCCGUUCCCAGAAACAGCACUUCUAACUGAGCCAUAGCGAUCCUGCUCGACCCCCGGGGGGCGAGGGUGGGAGACUCGUGUCGCCCUCCCUCUACCCCUCCACCCAGUCCAAACACAAACACACCUGUGGGUCAGUCUGAAGAAGCAGCUUCAACCACUGUUCCAAAACAAAAUAUUAAAUAUAGAUUUUUUUUUUAUGAUGAUGAUGAUGAUGAAUACGUUUUGGUUCCAGUGCUUCUGUGAGCACCCAGAUUGCUUUGUGUUGUUUUCGGUGUGGAACUCUCACCUCGUCCAUCACCAGUGUAGCAUCACUAAACUGAAAAAAAAACAAAAAAACAAACAGGACCAAGCGGCGGGAAAAAGUUGGAAUUUUUUUCUAUCACGAGGAGCGCCAGGUUAAAGUCUGCGCAUCCACCCGAUGGAAUCCUCCUGGGUUUAUACGCACCGGAGAAUUGCCAACAGAAAGAACUGAGGACACAGAGCACACAGUUUUAAAAAGACAAAAAAACACGUACUUUAAAAAGGAGCACCAAGGAGUAUUUUUCUUUCCUUUUCUUUUUUUUGUUUUUUUCUUUGGUUCUGGAUCAUGUUGGAAACAGACUUUUGUUUCCUGCGAAUGAAAAGAGGACAUUUCUACAGUAAUAAGCACCACCAGUUCAACCUUAUUACACUUAUUACACUUCAAAUAAGGGAAGAGAGGUUUAAACUGCAAAGCAAAACAUUAAUUUAGUUUUUUAGAAAGAUAUAUGACUAUUUAGUUUUUUU